AUGAACAUCGUGCCUCUGACGAAAGAAGCGCUCGCUGGACGACAACGUGGCUGCAAGUGCAAGAAGUCCACUUGUCUCAAGCUCUACUGCGAGUGUUUUGCAGCAAGUGGUUACUGUACAGAAAGCUGCCAGUGCGUUGGCUGCAAGAAUCAGACGUCCAAUCAGGUGGAGAUUGACCAGGCUAUCCAGGUCAUUGAGAAGCGCAGACAGAAGUCGUUGCGCUCUUCAGUGCGAGUCAACCGAAUCCUGGAGCCAGACCAUGUCGAAGAACGCACAAGUCGCUCGAUGACUUGCACCAAGCCACCUGCGACAUUCUCUACAGCUCAAGAAUCUGCUGCAGCAUUCGGUAGAGCAUUACCUCGACAAGUAUGCGCCUGUCCAGAUGGUCACUGCACCAGUGACUGUCCGUGCUUGAGCUCAUUUGGAGUCUGCUUGCCUCACUGCCGAUGCAAAGGUUGUCUGACGGUGCAGCGACAGCCCGAGAGAACAAAAGGAUGCAGCUGCAAGAAGUCGAAUUGCCUCAAGCUCUAUUGCGAGUGCUUAGCAGCGCAACGGAUAUGCGACCAGCGCUGCAAUUGUAGAGGAUGCAAGAACCGACAAGAGACGCUGGUGGAAAGAGAGCGAGCAGUUGCGACUAUUCUAGAGAGGAAUCCAUUGGCUUUUCAGCCCAAGGUUGCCAAUGGAUCGAGUCAACAUUUACGAGGGUGCAAUUGUCGCAAGAGUGCUUGUACGAAGAACUAUUGCGAGUGCCAUCAAGCCGGAGUGGCGUGCACCUCUCGCUGUACAUGCCAUAGGUGCCAAAAUACGGAGACUUGUGUCCUGGCCAAGAAAAUGCUAGUGCUUGCAGGUGUCGAUAUGGAUGGAGACAGUCGGCGUGUCAGUUCGAAUCCACCGUCGCAACGAAAGCUUGCAAAGCGGCCACAUGGCAUAGAUCUGAAGGACGCAGACACACAAGUCGGAUUGCAGACGCCACCUCAAGUAUUUGCAACGAAGCCUAACGCGUUCGAAUUGCUAUCGAGAACGGCUCCGGUCGGACCAUUCACACUGAAUCAGCGAAGGAAAUCAGCUGAGGAUGGUGCUACUUCAAGCAUGCCAAGUAAACGUUCACCCAGCCAUAUGGACCGCUUCCACGCAACAGGCGAAAGCGUUGCUGCACCGAUAUUUGUCAAGCGAAAAUAUGCGAGGCAAAACUCGCACAAAGUGCCUUUCGUAGAGCGAAUUCAAGGAACUUCCGUCUCGAUGGAUGGAGGCCAGCUGCCGGAUGUAGUGGAUACCGUGACCAACGUGUACGAUGCGAGGAACACGGGAGGAGUCAGUGAUCCGGAGCUCACCAUUCUAAGUCGGUCACUGCUUUACACUGCAGCGGGUGUUGCAUGUGCUGGCGAGGAGAACAAGGUUGCAGCUUUUUCUGUGGAUCAACAGCCGGCCGAACAGCAAGACGGGGAUGUUGAAGCGGAACCACAGUGUGCCGAUGACUUCAGUCAUGAUCGUGAAGCAUUGUCACCAACUGCUGCUAGUUUGUUCUGCGAUGAAGAGUACAGUGAGGCUGCAGAUGAAGAUGCCGACGCACCAAAGCUGGUGCCAAACGGAUGCAACAUGGCAUUUGGCUCAACGUCGACCGAUCAGGAGUCCAAUCUCCCACACGGGCAGAACCGGGGGAAGAACGGUCGAAGCGCCCUGCAAGAACGCGCUGUGCUUCAAGAGUUUAGCGUGUGGCUUCGAAACUUGGCAGCUGGUAUCCCUUCGUGCAAAUGA
Peronospora matthiolae is the source of this 1755-nucleotide messenger RNA. The record is from the annotation of a GenBank genome assembly. Lineage: Eukaryota; Oomycota; Peronosporomycetes; Peronosporales; Peronosporaceae.